Molecule: messenger RNA, 309 nt
Organism: Symbiodinium necroappetens
Lineage: Eukaryota; Dinophyceae; Suessiales; Symbiodiniaceae
Source: the annotation of a GenBank genome assembly
AUGGCCUGUCCAAGCUUUUGGCUCAAUCUGCAGGUUGGACCCAAGGAGAGCAGCUGGGAUCAGUUCCGCAUGAGCGGCAUCUCCUUUGAUUCUGCAGCGGGCCUUGGCGGGCAGCUCCGUUUCUUGAAGGAGACGCCUACGAAGUCGACGAAGGGUUCAGCAAGGCCUUUGGCAGGACUUGACGAGUGGCAGCUGGCCGCAAAAGUCCAGGAGCUCGUGCAGAAGCUCUUCCGCGUUGGAGCUGGUAUGGUGGGUCCAAGACAUCCUUGGAGAUGUUCGGGGAUGAUUGGUUCAAGCUUGCAUUUCUAG